Mesocricetus auratus (golden hamster) is the source of this 885-nucleotide messenger RNA. RefSeq names its product MAGE-like protein 2. The transcript is spliced from 2 exons. The coding region runs from base 1 to 885 and encodes 294 amino acids. The record is from RefSeq and is a predicted model, not a curated record. NCBI's taxonomy places the organism in Eukaryota, Metazoa, Chordata, Mammalia, Rodentia, Cricetidae.
AUGCCGCUGCGCGCAGCCCGCUCCGCCCGGGCGUCGUCCCCUUCCCCACCCCACACCCCGACACCCCCGGCCGCGCGCGCCGGGCUCCCAGCUCCCCCGCCCGGUGUCCCCGGUCCUCCCCGAGCCCCAGCGAGGCCGCCACCCAAGUUCCCUCCCCACUUCCCGCCCGGCUCCCCUAGCCAGGCGCUGCCCGCCGCCCCGGCCUCCCGCUUGCCCGGGUCGUGCUCGCGCCCUCCUCCCGGCCUCUGCCAGGCGGCGUCCCCGGCCACACUUGGGUCGCUGCUCCCCCACCCCACCCGCCCCCACUACCCCGCCUCGCCCGCGCCUCCCUCCGGGCUCCUUCUCUCCCAGCGCCUCACGCCCCUGCUCCCGCGCCCGGCAGAAAAGCAUCCUUCCCGCCAUUUUACUUACCAGGGAGUCGACUCAGGAUCUGAAAUCAGACACCAAUGGACUGGGACUUGGGUUUACUUUCUGGGCAGCACUGUGAUGCCUCCCCAGCCUCCACAGCAAGGCUGCCUGCUGUGCCGGACCCGGAGCUUUCCAUGCAAGCUCAGAGUCUCGCGAGGCUUUGGGCCUAAGGCUGGGCUCUGGGCAGGGCAGGAGGGCAACGCGGGGUCAAGAGUCGAGACGCUUCUGUGGCGACUGGGUCGGUCGGACCCGGGAGCUCAGAGGGCGCCCCUCGCGGACCCGGGCUGCAGGGCGCCUGAGGUGAGGGCUGCGGGCGCGGGGAGCCUGGGUGCAACUCCCCAAGGUGUCCUGCCAGCCCUCGCCCGGGCAAACGGGGCAUCCGAAGCGGGUGUGGUCCGCGUGACCCCCGGCUGCUCCCCGCGGCUUCCCCCGCUGGCCCGCGCUCGCUCGCUCGGCGCUGCCUGUCCUCGAAGUUAG